AUGUGGCAAGCUUCUUUCGGUUCGCGGUUCGGAACGGUUCGGGACCGGUCCGAACCAAAGUCGAACCGUUCGCCCAAUGGCAGAACCGAGAACCAUACUAUGGUCCGGUUCUGGCUGACACCUGGACCGUGGACCGAACCACAGGAGAACCGGACCAAAAGUCCAGUUCGAACCAUGAAUUCCGCAUUCAUCGCAACAGAAACGUUGAGCACGCUUGUCACUCGGUCUUGUUGGCCUCCAGGAAUUAAGACGGAUCACGAACCUGGGUACCACAAAUUAUUGCUUCUGUCCAAGCGCAUGGAAUAUCAUUGCGGACAAGUUGGGGAUCGACACCCAUACCUUCCCCACCUAACUGGGAUGCAACCUUCGCCACUUCGUACCAUAUGGCUACUGCUUCGUAUCACAUGGCUGUUGCUUCGUAUCAUAUUCAAGCUCCGUCUUCAUUCGCAUAAAUUCAGGGCCGACAUCACAUCUUCCUCGUGCCUGCCGCUCUGCACUUACGCUCGCACCCUCUAUUCGUCAUCUCGUGCCUCGGCUUCGGGUCCCUCGGUCUUCUUCAACUCGGACACAUUGGACGACAACAGUUCAGGCCACACUAUCAUGGCGGAUGAUACGAGCCCAUCUUCCAGUACUAUAUCGAUGUCAACGUUACCGAUCUCCAAGCAUAAUGGGAAAGGCAAGAGAAAGUACUCGGAGGCUGAGGCCAAGAGGGCGGAAGCUGAGGAGCAGAGGAAGGAGGCCAAGGAGCAGAGGAAGGAGGCCGAGGUGGAGAGGAAGGAGGCAGCGGCCGAGAGGGAGGUGGCAGCGGCCAACAGGGAGGCAGCAGUGGCCAACAGGAAGCAGGUCCAGGUCCUCGAUGAGAACGUGCAACACAAUCCAGCCUCAAACUUGAAGAGAAUAUUCAUACAUAUCGUGAUAAGAUCAGCUCUGAAAUUCUCAUUGCCAUCAGGACUCGAGCUGCGAUCCGACAACUGGACAGUUUUUCUUGCACGGGCAGAAAGGCGGUCGAAGAUAUACUUUGCAUCAUCGGCCUUAGUGCUAUCUAGCAUGAUGCUAUUCAUCGCAACAGACUGUAUCACACAGCACCCUUCAACAACCUCCAUUGCCUCCUACAUAGUGCUGAUUGUGACCGCCUUUUUGUCAUUUGGCUCACUCGUGUAUAGUAUUUGUACUAUCCCCAUCAUACAGGACGUUUCUUUGAUACAAAUCAAACAUUUUGUUUCAAACGAUUCACUCCACGCCGUACUCCCUCUACUGCUUUUGUCUCUCGGGAUCAUGUUGAACGUUAUUGCUAACUUUGCCUUCAUGGUCACACUUACGAUUAUAGUGUGGGAACAAAAUCUCCUCUGUGUCGAAGGAAACGUUCGCGACUUAGUAUUCAAAAGAUACAUCAAGAUGGAGACAGAGUCCAUAUACACUAUUGCCUGGCAAACCAUGGAGGAUAUUCAUCAGCAACCAAUGAGAACACGCCAGCAAGAGAUGUUAGAGACAUGGGAAGUCAAACAAGGAUCGGGUGGAGAAAGCUGGGCAAACAGGCCCAGUGAGGAGCGCCUGACAGCCAUUGACCUGCGCAUGACACCUCUACGCAGACUGAGGGUAAACACCGAGGAAAGACUCUUAGUUCGUCCAGUGCGAGCUCCACCUAUACAAACAUGGACAUACAAGCACCCGCCUGAGGCAGGCGCAUGUAGAACCAGAGCUGCCUCGGACCAACCUAUUCAAUUGCUUUGA
Messenger RNA from Suillus plorans, 1731 nucleotides. RefSeq lists its product as uncharacterized. The transcript is spliced from 11 exons. Lineage: Eukaryota; Fungi; Basidiomycota; Agaricomycetes; Boletales; Suillaceae. The record is from RefSeq and is a predicted model, not a curated record. The coding region runs from base 1 to 1731 and encodes 576 amino acids.